CACAGAUGAUAAAUAGCGAUGACCGUGGAAGAUAGAUCACAACUUCGUGUACAUGCAUGUGUAGUUAAGACAACUUACAAAGAGGAGUAUAUAUUUUGUGCACUACAACCAUGGUUCUUUUGGCUGCAGCUGUGAGCAAUAAGGCAGGGAAAGCCAUAAUAUCCCGACAGUUUGUGGAGAUGACUCGAUCACGGAUUGAGGGUUUACUUGCUGCUUUCCCCAAGUUGAUGAACACCGGCAAGCAGCAUACAUUUGUUGAGACAGAGAGUGUGAGAUAUGUAUACCAGCCAUUAGAGAAACUGUACAUGCUGCUCAUCACCACCAAGGCCAGCAAUAUCCUGGAGGAUCUAGAGACUCUUCGUCUCUUUGCUAAAGUGAUACCUGAGUACUGUCGCAACAUGGAGGAGUCAGAAAUAGUCGACCAGUCAUUCUCACUGAUUUUUGCCUUUGAUGAGAUUGUUGCCCUUGGCUACAGAGAGAAUGUCAACCUUGCUCAAAUACGCACAUUCACAGAGAUGGACUCCCAUGACGAGAAGGUGUGCCGGGAUGUCAGACAGACCCAAGAGCGUGAAGCUCGGAACCAAAUGAGGAAGAAAGUCAAGGAAAUACAACAGAGGCAGCGAGAUAUGGCAAAGAGCUCUCGUUCAGGCUUCAGUCGCUCUAGGGGAUUCGGCAGCAAUUCUUACAGAUCAGACACAGUAUCUGAACCGACACCUGUAGAGCCUGUCAAAUCUUCAUACUCUCAACCAAGCAAACCUGCCGGUCCAAGCAAAGCACUCAAGCUGAGCACCAAGAAGAAGGAUGUGGACACAUUUGUAGGGCAGCUAGAGUCAGAGGGAGAAAAGGUGGUUGAUUUCAACAAGUCCAUGUCUUCAAGUGUUGCCAAACUGUCCACACCAGUAGCCAAUCAAGAGAGCUUGGCAAAGGAAUAUCUGAUUAUCAAAAUGACUCUUAUGAAGAACCCCAUCUCCAGUAUUGUUUUAUCUCAGGAAAAUAGAAUUUUGAUUGUUAAGACAACUUUACAUAGAGGAGUAUAUAUUUUGUGCAUUACAACCAUGGUUCUGUUGGCUGCCGCUGUGUGCAAUAAGGCAGGGAAAGCCAUAAUAUCCCGACAGUUUGUGGAGAUGACUCGAUCACGGAUUGAGGGUUUACUUGCUGCUUUCCCCAAGUUGAUGAACACUGGCAAGCAGCAUACAUUUGUUGAGACAGAGAGUGUGAGAUAUGUAUACCAGCCAUUAGAGAAACUGUACAUGCUGCUCAUCACCACCAAGGCCAGCAACAUCCUGGAGGAUCUAGAGACUCUUCGUCUCUUUGCUAAAGUGAUACCUGAGUACUGUCGCAACAUGGAGGAGUCAGAAAUAGUCGACCAGUCAUUCUCACUGAUUUUUGCCUUUGAUGAGAUUGUUGCCCUUGGCUACAGAGAGAAUGUCAACCUUGCUCAAAUACGCACAUUCACAGAGAUGGACUCCCAUGAAGAGAAGGUGUUCCAGGCUGUCAGACAGACCCAAGAGCGUGAAGCUCGGGACCAAAUGAGGAAGAAAGCCAAGGAAAUACAACAGAGGCAGCGAGAUAUGGCCAAGGGCUCUCGUUCAGGCUUCAGUGGCUCUGGGGGAUUCGGCAGCAAUUCUUACAGAUCAGACACAGUAUUUGAACCGACACCUGUGGAACCUGUCAAAUCUUCAUACUCUCAACCAAGCAAACCUGCCGGUCCAAGCAAGGCACUCAAGCUGAGCACUAAGAAGAAGGAUGUGGACACAUUUGUAGGGCAGCUAGAGUCAGAGGGAGAAAAGGUGGUUGAUUCCAACAAGUCCAUGUCCUCAACUGUUGCCAAAAUGUCCACACCAGUAGCCAAUCAAGAGAGGUAAUAAGAAACGACGUAUAGCAGAUAUGAUCAAUUUGAU
Messenger RNA from Haliotis rubra (blacklip abalone), 1901 nucleotides. Its product is annotated as coatomer subunit delta-like. Gene Ontology annotation, cellular component: COPI vesicle coat; cytosol. The record is from RefSeq and is a predicted model, not a curated record. The transcript has 15 exons. The coding region runs from base 111 to 1865 and encodes 584 amino acids. Gene Ontology annotation, biological process: Golgi localization; retrograde vesicle-mediated transport, Golgi to endoplasmic reticulum; endoplasmic reticulum to Golgi vesicle-mediated transport. NCBI's taxonomy places the organism in Eukaryota, Metazoa, Mollusca, Gastropoda, Lepetellida, Haliotidae.